UCGGUGUUGAGCUUCACAGUUUUGGUUUAGGUUAAUUUUGGGGGAACGUAAUUGUAAAGCCGUCUGGAGCUGUCGAGGGAUUUUACAUUUUAAUUUAUUUAUUUAUUUAUUCCUCCACUGAGAUUUUUAUUUAUUUAUUGGAUGUAUCUUCUCAGAUAGUGUGAGAUGCAGUUCAGGACUCGUUGCUGUUUGAGAUUUGAAGAGCGCGGUCUACUUUGUUUGGGGAAAGAGUGUUUUUUCUUGCUUCGACUUGGUUUGAUAGGGGAUUGUGUUACAGUGAACAUCUUGCAUUUCCACCUUUGUUGCUUGUUUUAUACGUGAUGAUUCUAUACUUUGCGUAGUCUAUAUUUCAUCUGCAUUAUGUCCUCUUUCUAAGUCCAAUCUUAAAGUAGGCGGAGGUUUGACAGGCGGCUCUAAUGUUACACACGUGUGGGGUGUGAUAUUAUGUGAAUGCUGAGAAACACUUGGUGUGAGCCUGCACAUUUUGUUGCAUCGAAAAAGAACUUGAAAAGAAACGUUCUAGAGUGAGAGGCAGACAUCUAAAACAGAAGCGAUGCCUAAGAGGAAGGGUAAUGCGACUAACCAUUCAGACGAGGAUGAAGAAGGUACCAACCACAAUCAGAAGACGAUCUCUGGGGAUGGCGACAGUGUGGUUGCUGUUGAGCUGUCUCGCAAUCGGAAGGUGGUUGUGAAGAAAUUCAAAGGAAAGGUAUUUGUGGACAUUAGAGAGUUCUUCAAUAAAGAAGGCAACGAACUCCCAGGAAAGAAAGGUAUUUCGCUCCCCCUGGAUCAGUGGAAAAUGUUCCAGUCACACUUCACAGGUAUACAGGAGCUGAUUCAAAGCCUUAAUUGAGGCUAUAUCUUCCAUAUUAGAUUCUGCGGCAUGAUUUCAAGCAACUCCUCAGUUCUGUGUCAUGAGUUGAAGUGAUUUUGUAUUGUUCAACAUUGGCCAGUAAUUAAAUGUUGAAGAUCAGCAUUUUGAACCACUACAAGCACUCCUGGUUUGAUAGAUUUUGCGUCGGCUAAGUAUCAAUUUUGCAUUAUGUAGAUAGUAUCAUCCGGUUUGCUGGGACACUCGCCCAAGGCCGUUGUGCAGCUGUUGACUUCAGGAUGUUAACACUCAUCAAUUACUUGAUUCUAAAGUCAUUUAUUCCUGAGUUCAGAAGUUAUGAUUUCAUCAACUUUCUGCUAGGGAUGAGUAUUUCACAAA
This is a messenger RNA of Physcomitrium patens, 1210 nucleotides long. RefSeq names its product RNA polymerase II transcriptional coactivator KIWI. NCBI's taxonomy places the organism in Eukaryota, Viridiplantae, Streptophyta, Bryopsida, Funariales, Funariaceae. The record is from RefSeq and is a predicted model, not a curated record. Gene Ontology annotation, molecular function: DNA binding; transcription coactivator activity. Gene Ontology annotation, biological process: positive regulation of transcription initiation by RNA polymerase II.